Nezara viridula (southern green stink bug) is the source of this 2401-nucleotide messenger RNA. The record is from the annotation of a GenBank genome assembly. NCBI's taxonomy places the organism in Eukaryota, Metazoa, Arthropoda, Insecta, Hemiptera, Pentatomidae.
UAACUUCAAUUCAAACGAAUCACUUUUUUAUCUGACAUUAGCAUACUUUUUCCUCGCAAGCCUCUGUAAGGCAACAUAAAUAUAAAUACAAACCGUAACAUUUCUGGUUCUGGUGGGGGGAACAAGUCGAGCAAGUGGACCUCGCUGUCCCUUUUGCCAAUCCCUGACGGCUACCUUGAUGCCAUCAAGUUCCCGCUGAGUACUUACCAGGGGGAAAAUUGUCUAGAUUCGUUCUCCGGGGCCGCUAAGAAAUGAAUAUUACCCGACCCAGGUGGGAAUCUAACCCACAACAUUCAGAACCGAUCGCUCAGGUACCCACGCCGCAAAUGUUUAAUGACCAUAACGUCCUCGUGUAACAUUGUGUCAACCAAAAUAUUUUCAACAUUUUCCGAAAUAUCUUUUGACAUAUCACUUGGCCGACUUGAUAAAAUAACUCAACAAAUUAUUACGCAUAUGCAAUUGACUAUAGUUUUGAGCUUUUUAAAUUACAAUCUACAAUACAAAAAAUUCACAAUUUAAAAAUAAAAAUUGAAUCUUCGAGAUUAAACUAUAAUGCGCGAUCCUUAUAUAAACAAAAUACUAUUUCUUUUUUCAAUAAGUUAUCAUGUGAACAGCUGCAACAUUUUAUUCAAUCUACGGUAUUAAAAUCUAAAAAAAAUACAAACAGAUCAUACUUUAAUAUAAAUGAAAGCUCUUCAAAAUUAUCAGUAACAUUUAUUUAGUAUAAUCACUCAAACAAGUUUAUUUUUUUUAAAUAAUGUCAAAAUUAAAGCCUGGAGUAGCGAAACUUAUAAUUCCAAGACGUACAUACGCAGAGUGUGGGGGCGGAUCGAAUAAGAAAGGUUUAGUGUUGGGUGCUUAUGAUGGCUGUAAUCCAGGAGAACUCAAAUUCACAAAAGCUGCUAAAAUAUUUGAUGAUAAAAUGGGAGGAAAGAUUUCUUCACUAGUAAAAGGUGGUGCUGGCAUUUCAAAAGGAACGGCACAGGUCUUCACAAAUUUAGGUGAUGAAUUCUACUCCAUUGCUGUAGCUGGAUUAGGAGAAGAAGGGGCAGGUUAUAAUACUUUAGAAAUUCUUGAUGAAUGUAAAGAAAAUAUUCGAUGGGCUGCUGCCACUGGGGCUAGAGCUUUACAAGAUUCAGGUAUUAACAAUAUAUUGGUAGAGGAAUUUACAAAUGCCGAAGCUGCUGCAGAAGGUGCAAAUUUGGCAGUUUGGCAAUACCAAGAUGUGAGAAGUCCUUCCGACCAUAAACCAAUCGCCAAGGUAGAUCUGUACAACAGCGAUGACAGGGAUGGUUGGUCAAGAGGAAUGAUUAAAUCGGAUUGCCAAAACUUUGCUAGGCGCUUGGAAGAAACUCCAGGAAAUUUAAUGACCCCUACAAUCUUUGCUCAGUGGGUGAUAGAUGCAUUAUGUCCCUGUGGUAUACAAGUAGAAGUGCGUGAUAGAGAUUGGCUUGAAGCAAAGAAGAUGGCAGCCUUGCUUACAAUUGCCAAAGGCUCUUGUGAAGAGCCACUUAUGAUCGAAAUGGGUUACUGUGGUGGUAAGCCUGAAGAUAAACCUAUAGUUUUUGUAGGAAAAGGAGUUACUUUUGAUUCUGGUGGUCUUUGCUUGAAGAAAUGUAAAGGAAUGAGUGAUAAACGUGGUGAUGUGGCUGGUGCUGCUGUCUGCGCUGCUGUUAUAAAGUGUGUGGCACAGAUGGCGUUACCAGUCAACGUUAGAGUGCUAACACCUCUUAUGGAAAGUAUGAUUGGAGGAUCAGCAAUCAAAGCAGGUGAUGUUGUUACUGCUUACAAUGGAAAAACAGUUCAAAUAGAAAAUCCUGACAAUGAAGGACGUGUCAUGUUGCUAGAACCAUUGGCAUAUUCAAUGACACAUCUCCCUUGUCUCUUGAGUACUAUUGCUUCCCUCACAGGUACCACGACACGUGGGUUAGGUUCUGGUGCAUCUGCCUCCUUUUCAACUUCUAAUGAUGUAUUCAGGGAACUUGAAAGAGCUGGAAGUGAAACCGGCGACAGAGUAUGGAGGUUUCCAUUCUGGAAAUACUAUACAGAAAAAGUUACAGACUAUCCCAGCUUUGAUGUCAGUAAUGUUGGAAAAGGCUAUGGUGAAACAUGUAAGGGAGCUGCGUUUCUGAGGGAAUUUGUAGACCAGGGUAUAGACUUUCUCCAUGUAGACAUCCAUGGAACUGGCUUAAAAGUAACGGAAUCGUGUUUUCCGUAUCUUAAAAAAGGUUGGAUGUCAGGAAGACCUACUCGAACCCUAGCACAAUUUGUAUACCAAAUUGUCUGCCCACAUGAUAAGGGAGAUGACUGUUAGUACACAUCGAGGGAACAAAGAAAUGUAAUUUGUGCUGUGUAAUGUGUUUGUAAUUGCUCAUAAUAAAUGUGUUCAUUGUCCAACAGA